Molecule: messenger RNA, 3179 nt
Organism: Mesocricetus auratus (golden hamster)
Lineage: Eukaryota; Metazoa; Chordata; Mammalia; Rodentia; Cricetidae
Gene: Mapkap1
Product: MAPK associated protein 1
Exons: 13
Coding region: 222-1841 (539 amino acids)
Biological process (GO): TORC2 signaling
Cellular component (GO): plasma membrane; cytoplasm; TORC2 complex
Molecular function (GO): phosphatidylinositol-4,5-bisphosphate binding
Source: RefSeq, a predicted model, not a curated record
GCUUCAGGUAAAGGUUGCCCCGGCCGCCGCCGCCGCCCCCUCGCCCGCGGGGCCCUGCGGUCCCUCAGCACCGAGCUGAGGCCGCGCUGGGUGGCCCGGGAGCAUCCGUUUCCUGGCCCUUCCCGAGCCUGACAGCCGGGUGUGGGACUUAGGUAGGUGAGCCUGUGAAACAGUAUGAAGAGGAGAAAAUAGCCUUUUAAAGAAACUGGCCCACAGAAAGGAUGGCCUUCUUGGACAAUCCAACUAUCAUUCUAGCUCAUAUUCGACAGUCACACGUGACCAGUGAUGACACGGGAAUGUGUGAGAUGGUUCUCAUUGAUCAUGAUGUUGACCUAGAGAAGACUCAUCCUCCUUCUGUGCCUGGAGACAGUGGGUCAGAAGUUCAGGGAAGCAGUGGUGAGACUCAGGGCUACGUGUAUGCCCAGUCUGUCGAUAUUACCUCAAGCUGGGACUUUGGUAUUAGAAGACGCUCAAACACAGCUCAGAGAUUAGAACGACUCCGCAAAGAGAGACAAAACCAGAUCAAAUGCAAAAAUAUUCAAUGGAAAGAAAGAAAUUCUAAGCAAUCAGCCCAGGAGUUAAAGUCACUAUUUGAAAAAAAAUCCCUCAAAGAGAAGCCUCCAAGAUCGGGCAAGCAGUCCAUAUUGUCUGUACGCCUGGAGCAGUGCCCUCUGCAGCUGAAUAACCCCUUUAAUGAAUAUUCCAAGUUUGAUGGCAAGCCUUCCAGGCAGCUGUUUGUGGAUCCUAGAACCCUCAAAAUUCCCAAUGAGGGCCAUGUGGGUACAACUGCAACUAAGAAGAUCGACGUCUACCUCCCCCUGCAUUCAAGCCAGGACAGACUGCUGCCAAUGACCGUGGUGACAAUGGCCAGUGCCAGGGUACAAGACCUCAUCGGGCUCAUCUGUUGGCAGUAUACGAGUGAAGGACGGGAGCCAAAGCUCAAUGACAACGUCAGUGCCUACUGCCUGCAUAUUGCUGAAGAUGAUGGGGAGGUAGACACAGAUUUUCCACCGCUGGAUUCCAAUGAGCCCAUUCAUAAGUUUGGCUUCAGUACUUUGGCCCUGGUUGAAAAGUAUUCAUCUCCUGGUCUGACAUCCAAAGAGUCACUCUUUGUUCGAAUAAAUGCUGCUCAUGGAUUCUCCCUUAUCCAGGUGGACAACACGAAGGUCACCAUGAAGGAGAUUCUGCUAAAGGCAGUGAAGCGAAGAAAAGGAUCCCAGAAAAUUUCAGGCCCUCAGUACCGCCUGGAGAAGCAGAGUGAGCCUAACAUCGCAGUGGACCUGGAGAGCACACUGGAGAGCCAGAACGCCUGGGAGUUCUGCCUGGUCCGAGAGAACAGUUCAAGGGCAGACGGAGUUUUUGAGGAGGAUUCACAAAUUGACAUCGCUACAGUACAGGAUAUGCUUAGCAGCCACCAUUACAAGUCAUUCAAAGUCAGCAUGAUCCACAGACUUCGAUUCACAACUGAUGUGCAGCUCGGUAUCUCUGGAGACAAAGUAGAGAUAGACCCUGUUACGAAUCAGAAAGCCAGCACUAAGUUUUGGAUUAAGCAGAAGCCCAUCUCAAUCGAUUCUGACCUGCUCUGUGCCUGUGACCUUGCCGAGGAAAAGAGCCCCAGUCACGCGGUAUUUAAGCUCACCUAUCUGAGUGGUCAUGACUAUAAGCACCUAUACUUCGAGUCCGAUGCAGCCACAGUCAGUGAAAUCGUGCUCAAGGUCAACUAUAUCCUGGAGUCACGAGCAAGCACUGCCCGGGCUGACUAUUUUGCUCAAAAACAAAGAAAACUGAACAGACGGACAAGCUUCAGCUUCCAGAAGGAGAAGAAAUCAGGACAGCAGUAACACUGGCUCCAGUCUGUUGCUGCAGCCCAGCUUGCCUGCAGGGCCAAGUGGUCCCAGAGUCCACCUUCACCCUGCAGUGCCUGGGCUCACAGGCAUAGUGCUGCUGGGCUCUAGGGGAAGGUUUAGAGGUAGGGGGUGCCCUACUCUGGAGUCCGGGGACAUUGCCAUUGGACUGAAACCUGGCAAUGAAUUUAAGUAGCAAUGCCCGAGCCAGACCACCUCCUGGAGAGCCACAUGCUACUCAGCCGUGCUCACUGCCUGGCAGCCCCGCUAAGGGUGUACAUAGUCAUGCCAGACAUCUCCUUGCAACUUGAUCAAAUUUCUUAAAGCAAACAAAGAACAAAAGUGUACAUUUCUUUUUUUUUUCCUUUUAAUAAACAGGUGUACUCUUUAUCAUAGUUGGUAUGGUGGACCAUUUUUGGGUGCGGAGGAUUACUUACAUUAUCUUCUUUAAAAUCUGUUCCUGUAUUAAACAGGCAGAUUGCAAAAGCUGUGGUUGGAGCUCUCAGAAGCAAUGUUUAGGGCUUAGCCAGUAGUUAACUAUGCCAUGUGUUUAAAUGAGCAUAGGUUUGCUUUGAGAAUAGCAUCUUAUGGAAGUUAGGAACGAGGACCGUGCAUGCGUCCAAGCGAGGCUAUCCUUUUCCCUUUCAAAGGCCUUCUCAACAUCCCAGCACUUGUGACCUGAGGGACAGGUGCUGGUAGGACAGUGUGACAGUGUGUCUCCAGGCGGUACUGAGUUCCCAGCCAGAGUAGUUUUCUCCUCCCCUCAUAGCAAGUAUGAGAUGGUCAACCUGAACCUGAGUCUGCCUCACUGGCGCUGCCUCCUGCCUCCUGCCCUCUACUGGUGCCUGCAGAGAGAGCAUGUCGGGAAAAGGAAAGUAGAGGGGAGCCCCUGUCCUUGCACCCCAAGCCUUGGGCAGAAAGGGCAAGGUACCCAGUGCCCUGACGCCACGCCUCUGGUUCACCAGAUGCCUGCAGACCUCACCGUGGUCCCUCCUGUGGCAGCAUCCUUGCAUACUGUCCUGGCCAGGACCAGGGACCUAUGUGUAGAACAUUUUUUAAAUCGCUGUGUCUGAGCAUCUCAGAGUAGGUGUGUCUCUUUGCAAAGGGUCAUCUGGAUGAAUGCCUCAUUCUGGUCUGUUCAGACAACAGGAACACCCUUUUCUAAUGUCUUCCAUUCCUGUCUCCCCAAAAAGAUAUAUUAUUUGUAGCUUGCUCUGUAUUUGAAUUUUUAGCAAUUUUAUAUUUAGAUAUCUUUGAAAUUUAAAUGACUAAUUUGGUCAUUAAAUCUUGUCACAUAUUCAAUAUUAAAAUACUAAAAUAAAAGUCAUAAAUACC